Juglans microcarpa x Juglans regia is the source of this 3072-nucleotide messenger RNA. RefSeq names its product U3 small nucleolar RNA-associated protein 14 homolog A. Gene Ontology annotation, cellular component: small-subunit processome; nucleolus. Gene Ontology annotation, biological process: rRNA processing. NCBI's taxonomy places the organism in Eukaryota, Viridiplantae, Streptophyta, Magnoliopsida, Fagales, Juglandaceae. The record is from RefSeq and is a predicted model, not a curated record.
GGUGGAAACACGAGGCUAUUGUGGUUUGCCCUCGUGAGUUUCGACAAAGCGCCCAACCCACCUCAUCCCGCCGUCCGAAGCCGAACCAGUCUCUGUGCGAGCCAUGGCGGAGACGAAGAGAAAAGCUAGAGACGAGCCCAAGCACAUGGCGAAGAAAUCGAAGAAGCAGCAGAAAAAGCAUUCGGAUUCUAAAACCCCUGCUAAGAAGGACAAGAAAAGCGAUGCUAGGAAGAGGACUGGUCCUCGGUUGCCUAAUUCCCUUCGAAAAGUGAUCGACAGCUUGAACCGUAAUAGCACUUCGAACAGCGAGGACGACGAAGAGAUUGAGUCCGAUGAUGGAGAGUUGUACGCCGAGGAUUUGUACGAGUACCAGGAGGAGGUCCAAGAGGAGUCCAAGAAGAACCGGCGGUUCGACCCGGUCGAGAACUUUGAGUAUGAGCUUCCCCAGAAUUUCAAGGAUGAGCAUGUGCUAUCAGAUGAUGAGGAUGAGGAUGAGGAUGAGGAUGAUGAGGACAAUGGAGGAAGUAAGACUGUAGAUGCCAAUGGUGAUGAGAUUGAAGAGGAGGAUGAUGGAAGACACGUGAGAAUGUUGCAAGGAAUCACUGGAAUGCCAAGUGAGGCUUUUGAAGGGAAGAAGAAGAAAAAUAAUGUUGUCAUAUCUGAAGUAUAUCCAGAGUCAGAGUAUAAUCCUAGUCGUGAAAUUUUGGAUGGUGAUGGCCGCAUUAGCAUGGAAGACCUUCUUGGCCCUCUUCAGGAUAAACCUGGUUUUGGAAAACUUAGAAAGAGAAUGGAUCAGAUGAAGAAAUCUGAGGUUAUUGAAGCUCCGCUUCCACAAGCGAUUCGGGAGAAGGUGGAGAGGGGGACAGCAUAUAAAUUAUCGAAGACUGACAUUACCAAGUGGGAGCCCAUAGUCAAGAAGAACAGGGAGGCACCUACCAUAUAUUUUGAUGAAAAUACAGACCUUGGGUUUUCAACUGUGGGAGCAAUAGCCUCCGAAUUUGAACCAAGAACUGAAUUUGAGAAGCAAAUGGCAUCAUUAGUCUAUGAUGACAAUGUUAUGGAAGCACACCAAAAAGAUGGCUCCAGGCUUCUUGAGUUAAACAAGGUCUCUGUAGAAGAUGAAAAGGAGCGCCAGAAUCGUAUUGCUAAAAUGCGCAGCCUUCUUUUCUGUCACGAAAUGAAGGCAAAACACAUUAAAAAGAUCAAAUCGAAAACUUACCAUCGUUUGUUGAAGAAGAAUAGACUGAAGACAUCAGCCAUGGAGAUUGAAAUGGAUCCAGAAGCUGCCAAAGAGCAGGCAUUGAAGCAAGAGUUCAAACGGGCUGAGGAACGAAUGACACUUAAACACAAAAAUACCUCUAAAUGGGCAACACGUAUUCUACGUCGUGGUUUGCAAGUUCAAGAUGAAGGCACUCGAGCUGCUAUAUCUGAACAGCUUCACCAGCAUGCUCUUUUGUCCAGAAAAAUGAACUCUAUGAAAGACAAUAGCAGCAGCAGCGGCAGUGAUGACAGUAGUGAUGAUGAUAAUGUUCAUAAAAAUCCAGCUGUUUCAGACCAGGGCAGGGCAUCCAAGUUGCUAGAAAAAGCAAAAGAGAAGACCCUCAAAAUAUUGGAAGUAGAGGAUGAAGUGCCUAAAUCAGGAUUGCUUUCUUUACCUUUCAUGGAACGUGGUCUGAAGAAAAGAAAGGAGGCAGCUGAUGAAGAAGCUAAACUUGCUCUUCAAGAGUAUGAAUCAUCUUUGAAGCAGAUGGAGGAUUCAAGUGGGGUAGAAAAUCCAAAAGCAAGCACUUCGAGUGGAAGAAGGGUAUUUGGUGCAGCAGCUAAAACACAUGCUCCAGAAUCAAGAAAUAUGGUUAAAUCAGAUACCUUUUAUGCUAAUAGUGAUAGCGAAGAUGACAUGGAGGCCAAAGAGAAUACUGCUGAUGUUGGGAACAACAAAAGCAAUGAUUCUCAGAAGGAUGUUCACCUGGAUUCUGUUUUACCACAUGAAAAUACUGAAAUUGUUCAAGAUUCUGUUUUUAAGAGCUUUGAUGAUAUUGUUAGAGACCCAGGCCCCAAGACAACAUAUGAAGUUGCUAUUUUUGCAUCAGACAGAUGGAGAAAGAUGGAGAGCAGAGAUAAAAUGGAUGCCAAAAGCAAAAGGUCCUUGAAAUCUGUUGGACCAGAACAUAAUCAAGACUCAGAGGAACCUGUGAAGGAAGUGGGUGACCAUAGUGAUUCAGAGAGUGAAGGACAGAUGGUGGAUGGGGUUCUUGCUUUGGGUCCAAAACCAUCUUAUGAACUCCCUUCUCAAGCAGAGCUUAUUCGCCAAGCUUUUGCUGGGGAUGACGUGGAGGAAGAUUUCGAGAAUGCUAAACAGGAGGUUCUGAACAAGGAAGAUCCUGAACCUGAAAAGCCCGUUUUACUUCCUGGCUGGGGCCAAUGGACUCAUGUACAGAAAAAGAAAGGCUUACCUUCUUGGAUGCUAGAAGACCAUGAAAAUGCCCAGAGGAAGAGAGAAGAAGCUCUUAAGAAGAGGAAGGAUGCACGUCUCAAACAUGUUAUUAUCUCCGAGAAGUUAGAUGUAAAGGCUCAGAAACUCCUUACAAAAACAUUGCCCUAUCCUUUCACGUCCAAAGAAGUUUUUGAGCAGAGCAUCCGCAUGCCCAUUGGACCUGAAUUCAACCCAGCAACAACCGUAGGAGCUCUUAAUCGGCCUGAAGUGGUGAAGAAACCCGGGGUGAUUAUAAGACCAAUUGAGUUCAAGGAAGUGAAUCCUCAUGAAAAUACAGAGGGGCACAAAUUGAGUGGACAGAAACAGAAGAUGAAGAAGAGUAAAAGCAAUGGUACCAAAAUGACAAAAAAGGCGAAGAUGGCCGGGGGCAAAACCAUGAAAGUCAAAUGAGAAUGCGGAAAUUAUCUUUUUGUAAUUCCUUUCUUCCUAAUAUCUAAAAGGCAUUUCCCAGUUUUUCAUGUUUGGGAAGAUAAACAGAGUAAUACAACAAAGUGAAAGGAAGAAACUUAGCUAUAUAGAAUUGGAUAGAUGUAUUUUUGAAAGGUUUUGUUGAGUAUGAGCUAUUUAUUUUAUUUCAA